Messenger RNA from Erinaceus europaeus (western European hedgehog), 8530 nucleotides. RefSeq names its product tudor domain containing 15 (gene TDRD15). The coding region runs from base 1171 to 7473 and encodes 2100 amino acids. Lineage: Eukaryota; Metazoa; Chordata; Mammalia; Eulipotyphla; Erinaceidae. The transcript is spliced from 5 exons. The record is from RefSeq and is a predicted model, not a curated record.
CAUGACCUUUAUUUCUUUGUCGAACAGAGACAGACGGACACCUGCAGCCCCGCUUCCUCACUCGUGAGCCCCCCUCCCCCUCCCCCAGGUGGGGACCAGGGGCUCGAACCUGCGGCGCUGCCGCUCUGCAGUGUGCGCGCUCAACCGCGUGUGCCAACACUUGGCCCCAGCUACUAACCUUUUCUUUUUUUUUUUUUUUCUUUUAUUUCUUUAUUUACAACUAUUUCGUUUAUUUUAUCUUGGUGAGAGAGAGAAGGCCUGGCCAGCUCCGGCUGAUGGCGCUGCUGGGGAUCGAACCUGGGGCCUCAGGGCUCAGGCUUGAGAGUCUUCUCACAUGGCUGUUAUGCUCUUCCCCCUGCCUUCUAGCCUGACGUUUUUUUUUUUUUUGUUUGUUUUUUUUAGUUUGAAAAAUAUUUAUUUAUUCAUGAGAAAUGAUAGAGACCCAGACAUCAUCACUCUGGUACAUGUGCUACUGGGGAUUGAACUCGGGACCUCAUGCUUGAGAGUCCAAAGCCUUAUCCACUGCACCAGCUCCCGGACCACUAUCCAAACUUUUUUUUUUUUAUUUCUUUAUUUACAAAUAUUUGGUUUAUUUUAUCUUAGUGAGAGUGAGAAGCCCUGCCCAGCUCCGGCUGAUGGUGGUGCUGGGGAUUGAACCUGGGGCCUCAGAGCUCAGGCAUGAGAGUCCUUUCACAUUACUAUUAUGCUAUCCCCCCCCCUUCUGCCUUCCGCCUUCUAUCUUAACAUUUUUUAUUUCUUUAUUUACAAAUAUUUUAUUCAUUUUUAUCUUAGAGGGAGAGAGAAGCCCUGCCUAGCUCCGGCUGUCUGUCUGUCUGUCUAUAGCAGAUCGCAUAGAAAGACGCCACUUUGAUUAAUUUUUUUUUUUUUUUUAAUAUAUCUUAGAGACGGGGUGAGAGCGGAAGCAGACCACAGCACCAAAGCUUCCUUCAGUGGAGUCUGGACUGGGAUCAUCCUGGGUCCCGCACAUGGCAGAGUAGCCACACUCCCCAAGCCACACUUGCAAGCAGGGGGAGCCGCUUCCUCCAGGGCUUCACUGCUCCACGCUGACUUUUUCAGAUAAAAAGCCAGAGAAGAGGAAAGAAACCCCGCAGUGCGGAAGGUCCAUCUAGCGCAGCAGCGAAGGGCAGUCUGGAGCCUGGGUUUCCCUGCAUGGUGGAGCAGGCACAGUUUCCGAAAAUGGGCUCUGCAUCGCUAUUACCUCAAUUUUUAGAUGUGGAUCUGACGAUAUCGCAUGUAGAAUGCUUCUCCAAGGACAUUCUGGUGAAAUUUCAAGGCAGAAGUAAUAACGAGUGUUCAUUUGACUACCACAUAUUGCAGAGGGAAAUACAGCAUAUUCCAAAAGUGAAAAGUGAUGUGGGAAUAGAUGAAUUUUGUUUGGUAGAAGAAAGAAUUUCAGGAGAAUGGCAAAGAGGAAGAGUUGUGGAAAAGAAAAAUGAACUCUAUACUGUGCUUCUGAUUGACUGUGGAGAAAAACUGAGAGUUGACAGGACACAGGUUGCUUCAGCCUCUGGCAACUUAUUUGAGCUACCACCACGGGUGGUAUUUGGUAUUUUUGCCAACUUACUUCCAGUUGGGGAAAGAUGGUCUCCUAAAGCACUGAAUUAUUUCAAGUCAUUGGUAGGACUACAAGUUAAAGGCUUUGCACAGGCUGUUUUGCCUCUUCAAAUUAUCCUUCUUGAAGCGCCAAAAAUCAUUUCCCAGGUCCUUGAACUACGGUUAGGAAGACUUAUCGAUGGAGAGUCCUUCCGUCUUAUUGUGGAUAUGUUGAAAGAAUUCCCACAGCAAAUGCCAGAUUUACUACAACACGAAAGACCCGGAUUACCACUAAACAGCAGUGCUACCUCAGUUGAUAUUCAGCAUGUUCUCGACAACUUGCAACCAUCUUUGCCAGUGGGCAGCACUGCAAGUGUCAAGGUCUCAUCUGCUCUGAGCCCCAGCAAAUUUUAUUGUCAACUCACCAGGUGGAUUCCAGAGUUGGAAAACUUGACUGCAUGUAUGACUCUGCAUUAUGAUCUUGUCACUGAAGAAAGUACAUGUGACAAUUUCGGUGUACUAUGUGUUGCCAAAAGGCAAAAUGGACAGUGGCACAGGGGCAUUCUCCAGCAGCUUUUGCCCAAUAAUCAAGUGAAAGUCUGGUUCAUGGAUUAUGGCAACAGUGAGGCUAUAGCUUCUGUUCAUGUAAAGAAACUUAAGCAGGAUUUUAUUGUAGUGCCAUUGUUCUCCUUCCCAUGCUCUCUGACAUGUUUGCACAGUUCAGAUAAAGACAUAAGCAAAUGUCAACUGAGUAUAUUUAAACAGGCUUUAUUAGGGCAGAUAGUAUAUGCACACAUUGAUUGCUUCAAUAAAGAUGAGCAAUUGUAUUACUUGACACUGCAAACUGGAGAAUCCAUGGUUAGUAAUAAGUGUCAGAAGACAGAAGGCACACAGAUGCUCUGUCCUGUGUCCAGCCCCAAAAUCUCUGUGUUGAAAGAGACUAGAGCUUCGGAUGUGAACAGCUUCGCCGUCCAGAGAUUCAUUGGAGACACUGAGCAGCCAGUAGGCUCUCUAGAACAAAAAGGUGUUUUAAAAGUUGGUUCUCCUAUUAAAACGAUAGAAAUGAAGAUAGACACGACCUACAUCGCCUUUGUAGCAUAUGUCUUAAACCCAUCAAACUUCUGGGUACGCACUAGUGAAUAUCAGAAAGAUUUUCAAGACAUCAUGAGCAAUAUAAACAAGUUUUAUGACUUGUCUGACAACGAUGAGCUGACCCUAAGAAAUCCAGAAGCUGGAGUACUGUGUUGUGCCAGGUACAGCAAGGACAGGUGUUUCUAUAGAGCCAUCGUCACUGAAUCAAAUCCUUGUAAGAUCAAUGUUUACUUUCUGGAUUAUGGAAAUACUGACUCUGUGCCAUUUUUUGAUGUCAAAAUUUUGCUUCCAGAGUUCUGUGAGUUGCCUGCCCUAGCCAUGUGCUGUUCUCUUGCACAUGUAUUUCCUGUCGAAGACAUAUGGGUGAAGGCCGCAAUCGAUUAUUUUAAGAAAGUGGUCUUGAACAAAGCAGUUCUGCUUCAGGUUAUAUCAAAAAAAGAUGACAAGUACACGGUAAAUAUUCAGAGCAUCGAAGCCCCAGAAAAUAUAAACGUCACCUCUCUGAUGUUACAGUCUGGAUAUGCGGAAUAUUGGGAAGUUGAACCAGAAUGUCAUUCAAAAGCUGCAAGUGAAUAUUCUGUGUUAAAACCAAAAACCAAAGUUAAUAUUCAGAAGGUCUUAUCUGCCCUUCUGGAAAGAUCUAAACCUAAAAAGACCCACUUAAGUAGGUUAAAGAAAAGUAGCUUAACGUUGUCGGAGUCCUCAGCGUUUGACGUCUCAGAUUUAAAAAAUUCCUUGAGCUUGUCUGUGGCUACUAUAUCAAAACAACCUUACAGAGCGUAUAUGUUUAAACCAGGAACAGUCCUUGAAGUUAAAUGCUCCUCUUACUCUGGCCCAAGUGACUUCUCAUGCCAGCUCCAAUGUAAAUCAGAAGACCUAAAGUUAUUAAUGGAACAGAUUCAAGAUUAUUACAGUGCGCAUUCAGACCCUUACCAGAUGGGGCAGACUGCUUGUGUUGCUAAGUAUUCCAAAGAUGGGAAGUGGUACAGAGCUACUAUUUUGACUCAGAUAUCAGCAACAGAAGUUGAUGUAGUCCUUGUUGAUUACGGCUACCAGGAAAGAGUUUCAGUUACAGAUCUUUGUGCUAUUAACCCCUGUUUCCUACAUUUAGAAGGCCAAGCGUUCACAUGCUGUCUUAACCAUUUAGUUGAACCUGUUAGUUGUAAAUCACUCAUCUGGACAAGCGAAGCAUGCAGAGACUUCGGGAAUUUUCUUUGUUCUUCUAGAGGGUUGUUGAGUUGUGUCAUCUAUGCCUUAGUUCUCACACAUCCAGGCUAUUUAUACAAUUUAGUGGAAUUACAUUCUCCAUCUAUUAGUGCUAAAGAAUUUCUUCUUAAUCAUGGCUCUGCACAGUACAGCAUAUUAUCCAAGUCAUUUCCACCUUCUGUUAGUCUUUAUAGUUACUACUAUUCUUCUUUUAAUAUAGAAGUCGGAAGUGAGGAAGUGAUUUACAUAUCUCACAUCUGUAGUCCCAAAAAGUUCUACUGUCAGCUUAGUCGAAAUAGUAAAGACCUAGAGAUGAUAGAAUCAAAAAUCACAGAGAUCAGUAACAUAAAAGAUUACCCAAAAUAUGACUGUAGUAAAACGAGGCUGUGCGUAGCCAAGUACGUAGAGGAUGGUCUUUCCUAUAGAGCUUUAGCAAUGCCGACGGAUUCCGCGUCUGACUUUCUGGUUUAUUUUGUAGAUUUUGGAAAUAAACAAUUAGUAGAACAAAGUAUGUUGAGGGCUAUUUCUGAUCACUUUCCCGAGUUGCUGUUUACACCUAUGCAAGCUACUAAGUGCUUUUUGUCAGAUCUUAGAGACGUAGAUAUCCCAACAGAAAUCACUAACUGGUUUGAAGAUAACUUCUUGGGCAAACCAUUAAGGGCAGUUAUACUGUCCAGGGAGGCAGAUGGUCAGCUUGGAGUAGAGUUAUACGAUGGCUAUGAACAUAUAAAUCAGAAAAUUAAAGCAUUGCUUCACGAUUAUGAAAAGAAGCAUUGUUCCCAAGAACACUGCUAUUUUAUGGAAAAAGUCCAUAAAAUGAGUGAAAAGGAGGGCCUUAGUCCUUCCUUGAAAGCCCAAAAUGAAAACAGCCAUCAGCAUAGUAUAAGUAGUCUAGUAAAAUAUUCUGAAAACAAAAUAGAACAGAUACUAAAUCCCCAGAGUAUAUAUACCAGGUUUUUGAACCCAUUUGUUUGCUAUAAAAUUGAACCUGUGUCAAAAAACAAAGUGAAGAAGUCUUUGAAAGAUGAACUUAAAAGUAAGUGUGUAAAAAUCGUCCCUGGAAAUGCAUGUCUUUUUGACGAAAGUGCUGUGGGUCAGAAACCAGUAAGGGUUGUGUCACAGUCUUUUAUCAGAGACAUCAGUCAAGUGGUCUCAAAAAACCCACUUAAUCUUUCUAGACCACAGAUUAAAGACCUUCCUCAACCCAAAAUUGACCUGAAGGCCAAAGUUAAGGGGUACGUGUCUCAUGUCAAUAACCCAGCAAGUUUCCAUAUUCAGCUUGCGGAGAAUGAAAACGUAAUCCUCAGCCUGGCAGAGGCUCUAAAUGAGAGGACAGAUACCACACCAGGGAGUACAUUCGUUAACCCAAUGGUGGGAGACCUGGUAGUCGCAGAAUAUGCCCGUGACAAUGCCGUUUAUAGAGCAGUCAUUAAGAACAUUUUACCAGGAGACUCUUUGGAAGUGCAGUUCAUUGACUAUGGCAACUCUGCAGUAGUAAGCACAUCAAGCAUCUAUGAACUUCAGGGCGAAUUCUUGAGCAUCCCACAGCUAGGAAUUCAUUCUUUCCUUAGUGGAGUCAAAUGGAACGAGCCUGAUGAAAUAUGGGACAGUAAAACUGUGGGUUACUUUAUUUCGAGAGUACGUAAUAAAGCAGUUUCUUGUGAAUUUUUGAGAAAACAUGAACAUAAAUGGGAAGUAGACAUGACUUGUGAUGAAAAAUGUGUCACUAAUGAACUGUUGAAAUGGACAGCGUGCUCAAAACUGCAGAGAAAAGUAUUGGAACUGCCUCCGGUUGUCUCUCAGAUUGCCAGCCCUGGUGAGGAGGUCAAGAGAGAGAGGGCAAGGUCAAGUGAAGUGGAAAGUCGUCAGGCCCCCCGCCCACCCUGUCAACAGUUGGCUAAAAUUCCUCUUGAAGAGGUCAAACCAGGACAACUUGAAAAGGCUGAAAUACUGCAUGUUUCAAAAAGUGGGACAUUUUAUGUGAGGUUGGCAAAAAGCACAAAAGAAUUAGCAGACGUAACAGCACUCAUUAAUAAAGAAGUUAAAAAGACCUCCUUUUUAUCAGUGGAGAGUGUUAACAAGGGCUUAGAAUGCUUGGCAAAAUCUAGGAAAACACUGAAGUGGUAUCGAUCCAAAGUAGAAAAAAAAUGUGUCGAUGAGAAGCUGCUUGUUUUUUUAGUGGAUCACGGCAGGUAUGAAAUAGUGUCUUCAUCCAGUACCAAGGCACUUCGUGACGAGGUGCGAAAUAUUCCAAGACAAGCUGUGCCCUGUAAGUGGAUUUGGUUUGAAAACUUCAGGAAAAUGCCUUUUGAGUCCAUUGUGUGUUUGUUUGCUCAUUUGGAAAUAAACAUCCUUUUCCUGAGAUACCUGAAUUCUUUCUGGGAAGUAGAAAUUCUAGUAGGUGACCUGUUACUGUUGGAAUAUUUAAAGACAUUUCAUGCCGAAAACAAGCUGAGGCCUUCAGAAGUCCUUCGCAGUUUGGGGCCUAAGUCUCCCAUGCCAUCGUGUGCGGUAAGAUCAUUUACCUGGGCACAAUUCCAGAGUGGUAAGCAGUACUCUGGAUUUGCCACUGCUGUUUGUGACCCACUGGACUUCUCUAUUCAGCUAGAAGAUUUCUUUGACACGAUGAAAUCUCUGUUUCUGUUGCUCUCUGACCUGCCAGAAAACUUGGAAACGGUGCCUCAAGAGCGCAUAACUCCUGGCUUGGGCUGUUUAUUCAAAUACGACUUAGAAGAUCAGUGGAAUAGAGUAGAAAUUUCUGAUGUCUCGGCUCAGUUUCUACAUCUUGUUCUGAUUGACUAUGGAUUUUCCAUUUUUAUACCUUACUCAGCUAUAAAAAAUCUCAAACUUGUUCCUGAGGCAAUUUUGAGCGUCCCAAGGCUAAGUUAUCCUUGUCUCUUAGAUGGUGUCUUACCCGCCACAGAGAAACACUGGAGUGAAGAAACCAGAAAUUUCUUUCAAGAUUUCCUAAGUAAACCAGGAUUAGUUUUUCAGUUCAGGGACUAUCAUUUUGAGACGAAACUGAAAGUAGAUGUCAUUCAUGAGGAAAGAAAUUUAGCAGACCUGCUAGUUGCAUCUGGUUUUGCCAUGUAUUCUAAAGAUUCAGCUCAUCUAGAUUCAUGUGCCACUGCUGGCCCGACUGAAACUCAGUAUAAACUGCAGACUAAGCCCGUUUGCUCUUUAUUAAGUCAAAACUGUCACAAAAGUGGAGUUAUGAAUUACACAUGUAGCGAAAAGCCCAAGCUGAAAAGGAACCAAAUGAAAAGAAGAGAUGUCGGUAAGAACCACAUGAGCAAAAGCCCUGUUAAUAAAAGGUCGCAUUCUAGAAAUUUAACGCUGAGGAAGAAGGUUGACAGCAGACAAGACCCCCAGAGUGCCACUGCAUAUAGCGCAUGUGCAGCAGCUUCCUUUCUGGAACCACCUGACGGGGUGACGAGAGAUGCCGGCUGCGUUGAAGACAGAUGUGGAAAACCACCAGCUGAAGGAAUACAGACAAGUGACAUCGCGGACCUAGUGAAAGCAAUGCAAGCCAAUGCAAACAACGUCUCAGAACACUUCAAAGCAGCAGAAGAUGAAGGCUCAGAGAAGCUGUGCUCCAUUUUGGCAACAGACGACUCCUAGUUGACCAGCGAUGACUUUCUUGUUUUCUGUGCUCCAGAUACAUAGUAAAAAUGGUCGUCCGAUUCAGAGGAUGAAGAACCACUUCUGGGGCACCUCAGCUUCACUUGGACUUUGCUGUAGAUGAUGAGGUCAGAGCCUGUCGUGAUGCCGUGAUGGAAUGUCGCGCUGGAGGUCUGGGCCUGCGGGCGGCAUGUUGCACGUGUGAACUGGUCAGAGUACAGAAGAUGUUGCAUCAGGCAAAGAUUUGUGUCAGUAACAUGUAACAUUCGCUGCCCACACGCUCCUAUCUAAUGUGACCUGACUCUCCUCCACGUGGCGUGUAAUCCCACCUUCCUUCCCUUGGAUGUGGGAAGGUCUGUGACUGCUUUGACUCAAGCCUGGCACUUCAGAACCACAGGACCGUGUGACCUUAGUGUGACUGGCCAGAAAAAGCCUUUCGCAUACUAUUUUUUUUUUAAACACUUGCACCUCGGGCACUGGACCAUCAUUGAGGAAAUCCAGUUGCCACAUUCAGCCUCGGAGGCCACAUAAGCAGCAGGGGGAGUCCUGGGUUCAGUCCUCUGUACCAUAGGGACCCCAGGCGAGCCCCUGACAUCGGCAGGCCUGUCCUGUAGCAGGCAGUUCCAGACGUCUCCGUCUAUACUGUUCUUGUUGACUCCAUGAGCAUCGUGCAGAGACACGCCAUCUCCAGCACAGCCAUGUCCAAAUUCCCAAGCUUCAAACCUCAUGAACUUCAAGUAGCUGUCGGAUACACUGAGAGCUGUGGGAGUGGCUGGAUGAUUUAAAAAUAAGUAAGAUUCUAAGAGUCACGAGAACUUCAGGUAGCUAGUUAAGAGUGAAAAGGUGAGUUAGCAAAUACAGUCACCUUCAGGGGGAAGUUCUCACACGCAUUCACUGGUGGUGAGUGGCUUCUUGAUUGACUCAGUUUUGACUUACUAAGUUGCGUGGUUCUGAGUUCUAGGUAUUUGAUGUGCCACUGUCCCUUUGCAUCGGUUUAUUUGUAAAGUUUAACUUGUACUUUGUUCCUGAUUAAAAUUCAAUAAAUGCGUUUCUUUCA